AUGGAAGUCGCAAACCAAACGACCAAGAUAAAGGCAAACGACGUCGUGUCCGUAAAAUGCGACUGCUGCGGACUUACGGAAGAGUGCACGGAGGAGUACGCGCGGCGCGUGAGGGACCGUUAUUCGGGCCGUUGGAUUUGCGGGCUUUGCGGCGAGGCGGUGAAGUACGAGAUGCUCAGAUCCAACAAAAAGAUCGGGCCCGAGGAGGCCCUGAGCCAGCACAUGAACUUCUGUAGGAAGUUCAAGGCCCGAAGCCCACCAAAGAACCCGACCGAGGAUUUGAUCGAUGCCGUCAAGCAUUUGCUUCUGAGGAGUUUGGAUUCGCCACGGUCCAGCCCGGUGAGGAAGCCAGUAAGGGCCCCGUCCCAGAGCCGGGUGACGGCCCUGGGUUCGGGUGCUUGA
Striga hermonthica is the source of this 402-nucleotide messenger RNA. The record is from the annotation of a GenBank genome assembly. NCBI's taxonomy places the organism in Eukaryota, Viridiplantae, Streptophyta, Magnoliopsida, Lamiales, Orobanchaceae.